UCCUUCUUCUUUCUUCCUCCUUUACUACUCCGCCAUUAACGAUCUCUCUGUCUCUCUCUAAAGAAAGAAAGAAAUGAAAACGAGCACAAAGCUGAUCCUGGUUCACCCUUCUUCAAUCCACAAGCAAGGACCUGCUGCUGGUUUCCCCCACCGUCUCUGGCUUUUCGUUUUCGUUUCAUUCUUUGCAUUCGCUUUCAUAUGCACUCUCAUCACCUCCAAGGACGCCGCCGCCGUCGCAAGAUCCGGAGCUGCCGCCGCAGCUUCCAACGCCCGUCUUCCAAAACCCAUCUUCGACGCCCUCAUUCACUACGCCUCUGCUAAUUCCACCACCUCCACAACCGCCAGAAUGUCUUCCUCCGAGCUCAAAUCCGUCGCUUCCGUUCUCCGCCGCUGCGCUUCCCCGUGUAAUUUCCUCGUUUUCGGUCUUACCCACGAAACCCUCCUCUGGAAUUCGAUCAAUCACAAGGGAAGAACUGUAAUCGUGGAUGAAAGCUCGUACAUGGUUGGGAAAAUUGAAGAGAAGCAUCCGGAAAUUGAAGUGUAUGAUGUUCAAUUCACGACGAAGGUGAGCGAAUUGCACGAUCUGAUUGAACACGCGAGGGAGCAGGUUCGUAACGAUUGUCGACCUGUACAGAAUCUUCUGUUCUCCGACUGUAAAUUGGGAAUCAAUGACCUUCCAAAUCACAUAUAUGAGAUCCCUUGGGAUGUGAUUUUGGUUGACGGACCAAGAGGGUAUUAUCCGGCAGCUCCGGGGAGAAUGUCGGCAAUAUUUACGGCGGCGGUGCUAGCUAGGAGCAAGAGAGGAAUUAGUGGGUCGACGGGGAAGACGGAUGUAUUCGUGCAUGAAUUCGAGAGAGAGGUGGAGAAAGUGUGCGGAGAAGAGUUCUUAUGUAGAGAGAACUUGAUCGAAACAAAGGGUUCGUUGGCGCAUUUCGUGGUGGAGAAAAUGGGGGCGACAAAAUCAAUAGAAUUCUGUCCAAACAAUCAUUCUGGGUCGUGAUUGAUCUUCUUCAGAUUGUCACUUAAUUUGCUUUGUUGUCGUAGAAUCAUCGGUCAUCGUCAACGAUGAUGAACCAGAGAGAAGAAGACGACGACGACGAGGUGGAUUCAUUUGGCAAACCCCCACCCCUGUCCUUGUGUAUUAUUUUUAUAUAAUAGUUUCUCUACUAAUUAAGGUUUUAAUUUUAUACUAGUUAAUUAAUUUAUUAUUGUUAGGCCGCUACUUA
Impatiens glandulifera is the source of this 1226-nucleotide messenger RNA. RefSeq names its product protein IRX15-LIKE-like. The record is from RefSeq and is a predicted model, not a curated record. NCBI's taxonomy places the organism in Eukaryota, Viridiplantae, Streptophyta, Magnoliopsida, Ericales, Balsaminaceae. Gene Ontology annotation, biological process: xylan biosynthetic process. The transcript has a single exon. Bases 74 to 1000 code for a protein of 308 amino acids.